UGUUGCAGCAGGUGGUCAUUGUGUGCAGUGGACAAGUCAAGUGAAUGGACAUAUUACCGUUUAUUAUUUAUUUUUAUGACAACGCGUGAUUAAAUAUUUUAGAACGUGUUUUUGACGGCUUAUUUUCUUACUUGAAAGGUGUGUGAUUAUAAAUCCAUGUAGUUUUCCCCCGAAUACUUUUGUAUUCUAACAAGGGUGAAACUCCGAAUAGUUGCUGUGUCUUGAGAAACGUGGCUUUUAUGAACAGCUUGUAUUGCAUUUUUGCGGCGAACCAUGGCUUUUGCUAAAUUCAGCAAAAUACUUCGCCUGUCUAAUUUUGACAUAAAAAAGAAGGCAAAACAAUAUGAACACGUUCAUCGAGACAUCAAUCCUAAUGACCAAUGGGAAAUUAUCGGAGAGUUGGGUGAUGGGGCUUUUGGAAAAGUUUACAAGGCCAAGAAUAAGGAGACUGGAGCGCUGGCUGCAGCCAAAGUCAUUGAGACGAAGACUGAGGAGGAGCUGGAGGAUUACAUGGUGGAGAUCGAUAUCCUGGCCAAGUGUGACCACCGCUACAUCGUCAAACUGUUGGACGCCUUCUACCAUGAUGCCAAGCUCUGGAUCAUGAUCGAGUUCUGCCCUGGAGGAGCUGUAGACGCUACUAUGUUAGAGCUGGACCGGGGCCUGAUGGAACCUCAGAUUCAGGUGAUCUGCAGACAGACGCUGGAGGCCCUGGUCUACCUCCACAGCAUCAAGAUCAUCCACAGAGACUUGAAGGCCGGGAACAUCCUCCUCACCCUGGAGGGAGACAUCAAGCUAGCGGAUUUUGGGGUGUCAGCGAAAAAUACCAAAACCCUACAAAGAAGGGACUCUUUCAUAGGAACACCAUACUGGAUGGCUCCGGAGGUGGUGAUGUGUGAGACUAUGAAGGACGCUCCAUACGACUACAAGGCUGACAUCUGGUCCCUUGGUAUCACCCUGAUCGAGCUGGCCCAGAUCGAGCCCCCGCACCACGAACUCAACCCCAUGAGGGUCCUGCUGAAGAUAGCCAAGUCUGAGCCCCCUACCCUGGAGCAGCCCAACAAGUGGUCACAGGAGUUUAAGGAUUUCCUGAAAAAGUCGUUGGAUAAGAAUCCGGAGAGUCGGCCAAACGCAGCCCAGCUCCUGGAGCACCCCUUUGUUUGCUCUGUGAAGACCAACAGACCCUUGCGAGAGCUGGUUGCUGAGGCGAAGGCUGAAGUCAUGGAGGAAAUCGAGGACAAUCGAGAGGAAGGAGAGGAGGAGGACACCGCUGAGCUCUCAGUCCCAGUGCCUCCAGGCAAGGACCCGUCUCAAACCAGUCAAACCAGUCUACAAGGGGACAGUGCCCCAGACACACUCACCAAAACCCCCGUGGGGGCCGAGGCCAAACCCCCCGUGAGACCUUCCCGCACGACGGAUGGCCAGCCGAUCGACCGACAGCUCCCUGAUGAGGGCAUCAGCAUUGUGGACUCUGACAAGCCCGAGAGCGAGGCCUCUGGCAAGGUCUUCUCCAGCUCCGACUCGGGCAUCGAGGAUGGGAAGAGCACCUCGGAUGAGGGCAAGCCUGUGGACACCCCUCUGCCAGAGAACCCGGCCCUGCUGGCACAGCCCGAGAUGGUACCAAAACUACCCCAAAGCCAGUUGGCGGUGAAGGGAGAAAGCGCCAGCAUGGCCGGUGGGGUGGUUCCCGUGAUUGGGGAAAAAGGGCCCCCCACCCCUACCCCAGACCCCACACCUUUGAUCGGGCUGAACGGCAGCAUGAAGAGAGGGCCUUCGAAAAGGGAGAGGGUCCCCAUAGGGGCUAACAUGGACAACCCGAUGGCCCACCACAACGCCAAUGGCAUGAUCUCCAAGAGGUACUCUGACGCGGGCAGCGUGUCUGCUUCUGAGAGCAUGGACAUCAGCCUCAACCUGUCAGGAGACAUGUCAGUCAACAAGGACGAUGGAUCCCUCUGCCCCAGGGUGGACUCUCGUUUCUCCAGUAAGACGUUGAAGCGCACCAGGAAGUUUGUCAUUGACGGCUUGGAGGUCAGCGUGACCACAUCCAAGAUCAUCGGCGAUGAUGAGAAGAAAGAUGAAGAGAUGAGGUUUCUCAGGCGUCAGGAGCUCCGGGAUCUGCGGCUGCUGCAGAAGGAGGAGCACCGUGCCCAAGCGUUACUGAACACAAAGCUGGACGCUCAGAAGGAGCAGAUGCAGCGACGCUUCGACCAGGAGAUGAACGCGAAGAAGAAGUUCUACGACACGGAGCUGGAGAGCCUGGAGAAGCACCAGAAGCAGACCAUCGAGAAGAUGGAGACGGACCACGCCAUUAAGCUCAGGGACGAGACCAAACGCAUCCGCUCGGAACAGGACCGCGACUACAACAAGUUCCAGGAUCAGAUGAAGCGCAACAAAAAAGAGGUGAAGAACGAGAUUGAGAAGCUCCCCAGAAAGUCACGGAAAGACAGCAUGAAACAGAGCAUGAACACCUUUACACAGAUGAAACAAACGGAGGAGCAGAACUUCCUGUCGGCCCAGAAGAACCACCUGGACACAACGCUGAAGAGGAUAAUUUCGGAGAACAAGAGGGAGAUCUCCGAGACGGAGAGGCAGUGUCUCAACAAGAAGCAGAACCUUGUCAGAGACAGGGAAGCUACUAUCUGGGACCUGGAUGAGAAGAACCUUCAUGAGAAGCACCAGUUACUGAAACAGCAGCUAAAAGACCAGUACUUCCUCCAACGGCACCAGCUGCUCAAGAAGCAUGAGAAGGAACAAGAGCAGAUGCAGUGCUACAACCAGAGGAUGAUUGAGCUGCUCAAGGCCCGGCAGCAGCAGGAGAAGGGUCGCCUGCCCAAGAUCCAGCGCAGCGAGGGCAAGACCCGCAUGGUCAUGUUCAAGAAGAGCCUCCGCAUCAACUCCACGGGCAGCACGUCGGAGGACCGCGAGAAGAUCAAACAGUUUGCCCAGCAGGAGGACAAGCGUCAGAAGGCUGAGCGGCUGCACCAGCAGCAGAAGCAUGAGCACCAGAUGAGGGACAUGAUGGGCCAGUGUGAGGGCAACGUCAGGGAGCUCCAGCAGCUACAGAAUGAGAAGUGCCACCUACUCAUUGAGAACGAGACUCAGAGGCUCAAGUCUCUGGAUGAGCAGCACAACCACCAUCUCAAGGAGUGGAGGGAGCAGCUCAAGCCUAGGAAGAAGGCUCUGGAAGAGGAGCUGACCCAGAGGAAGAGGGAACAGGAGGUGUUCUUUAAGAUGAGUGAGAACUCUGAGUGCCUGAGCCCCAGCUCCCCAAACAAACUCACCAAGUUCCUCCCUUACUCUGAAUCCUCUACAACGUAGACUGGCAUCUCACCCCCCAAAACACCCUUAUCCCACACCAUGCCCAGAAGGACCACUGUCAGCUUCCUCAUUCCCCCCCGAACUUUUAUUUCAUUUUUAAGGAAUAGUUAUGUUUUAAGUCCUGUUUAUAAGAUUUUAUCAUUUUAUUAACUCAAGAUGGCAAAGAUUGGUCAUAUUUUCUUUGAGGAUUGUCUUUAACUCCACAUGUGCAUCAUGCUGCUUGAUAGUUAGGGUGUUCUUCAUCCAUGCAGUGUUUCCUUUUUCAUUCUUAUUAAUAUUGCCGACAGCACCAAAUUGCCAGCACCAAAUUGACUCAGAUCCCCAUUGGUUUGUCUACCCAAUAAGCAUGAGAUGCAUCCCAUAUCCCAAAGAGGGUCAGUUGAGGAGUAGUAGUUUAGGUGCAAUGUGGAACACAAGAAAAACAUGUACUUCAGACAAUGUUGUGUUGGUGGGAGCCAAUGAAAACGCACUUUUGUUUCACUGCAAUAUCAGUCUCCUUCCAAAGAGUUUCUCGCUUAAUGAACACACCCAAGUAUGGCGCACAUAAACUCAGCAAAAAAAUAAACUUCAACUGCGUUUAUUUUCAGAAUGUCACAUGUAAGUAUUUGUAUGAACAUAAGCUUAAACAACUGAGACAUAAACUGAACAAGUUCCACAGACAGGUGACUAACAGAAAUUGAAUUGGGGGGACAGUAACUGGUGUAACUGGUGUGGCCACCAGCUGCAUUAAGUACUGCAGUGUAUCUCCUCAUGGACUGUACCAGAUUUGCCAGUUCUUGCUGUGAGAUGUUACCCCACUCUUUCACCAAGGCACCUGCCAUUUCCUGGACAUUUCUGGGGGGGAAAGGUCCUUGCCCUCACCCUCUGAUACAACAGGUCCCAGACGUGGACAUUGAGAUUGAGAUCCGGGCUCUUCACUGGCCAUGGCAGAACACUGACAUUCCAGUCUUGCAGGAAAUCACGCACAGAACGAGUAGAAUGGCAUUGUCAUGUCAGGACGAGUCUGCAGGAAGGGUACCACAUGAGGGAGGGGGUUGUCUUCCCUGUAACGCACAGAGUUAAGAUUGCCUGCAAUGACGACAAGCUCAGUCCGAUGAUACUGUGACACACUGCCCCAGACCACGACGGACCCUCCACCUUCAAAUUGAUCCUGCUCCAGAGUACAGGCCUCUGUGUAACUCUCAUUCCUUCGACAAUAAACGUGAAUCCGACCACCGACACUGGUGAGACAACCACGACUCGUCUGUGAAGAGCACUUUUUGCCAGUCCUGUCUGGUCCAGCGACGGUGGGUUUGUGCCCAUAGGCGACGUUGUUGCCAGUGAUGUCUGGUGAGGACCUGCCUUACAACAGGCCUACAAGCCCUCAGUCCAGCCUCUCUCAGCCUAUUGCGGACAGUCUGAGCACUGAUGGAGGGAUUGUGUGUUCCUGGUGUAAUUCGGGCAGUUGUUGUUGCCAUCCUGUACCUGUCCUGCAGGUGUGAUGUUCGGAUGUACCCAUCCUGUGCAGGUGUUACACGUGGUCUGCCACUGUGAGGACGGACAGCUGAUUGUCCUGUCUCCCUGUAGCGCUGUCUUAGGCGUCUCACAGUACGGACAUUGCAAUUUAUUGCCCUGGCCACAUCUGCACUCCUCAUGCCUCAUUGCAGCAUGCCUAAGGCUUGUUCACACAGAUGGGCAGGGACCCUGCGCAUCUUUCUUUUGGUGUUUUUCAGAGUCAGUAGAAAGGCCUCUUUAGUGUCCUAAGUUUUCAGAACUGUGACCUUAAUUGCCUACCGUCUGUAAGCUGUUAGUCUUAGUGACCGUUCCACAGGUGCAUGUUGAUUGAACAAGCAUGGGAAACAGUCACCCUUUACAGUGAAUAUAUUUUGAUUUUUACGAAUUCUCUGAAAAACGGGGUCCUGAAAACGGGACAUUUCUUUUUUUGCUGAGUCUAUAUCAAGUUGACAAAUUUUCUUUUGACAUUUCUUUAUUACUUCACAAAAGAUCAGCACAGAGCAUGAUCUUCAGAAUUCACUUUCUUUCUGUUAACACAGUGAAUUAAUAGAAUUCCCAGCGAAAUCAGUUGAACUAACUUGGACUGUAAGUUGCUUUUGACAAAAGCAUCUGCUAAAUGGCAUAUUGUAUUAUAUAUUAACUUAAAAUUGCAUUAAAAUGCUCAGAUCAUUUGCCCUCGUUUCGAUCAGAAUAGAGCCCUAGUUUUACAAUUUGAGAAGCUUAAACAUGUAAUGAAUACAGGAGAAGUCAGGGAAGAGUAAUUUAGUCCAAUUUAUUUUAGUUUUUUAAUUCGAGGGUUGAAGAAAAUUGAUAUUCUUUUGAGUUGAUUGUGUUCAUGUCUCAAAUGUUUUUCUGUGCUGCAUUUUUACUGUAAAGGCAAUACUAGCACACUGGAUGGGAAUUAAAAGACAAAGUGGAAUACUGUCUUUGUAGGAAUCUUUAGAGAUAAGUUUUACAUUUAAUGAAAGGUAUUGGGUUUAUUUUCCAUUGUUUGUUGAUAAUACAUGUACUGUCUGCUAACGAAAGUGCAAUAUGUAAUUUUUCCUCCACCAAAGGUGCCUUUCUUUGCACUGAGGAGUAUAUUAAGUUAUGAGGUAGUGCAUCGGAGCUAUUUUGCAGUUAAUAUGUAUCCUGCUGCUUUUGAAAAUGGGGCUUGUUUUCUUGACCAAUUAGACCUGUUAGAUCACUGGAGGCCCGAGUGGCUGCGGAUAUUCGCUCUUCCCUUCUACUUGAUUGAUAAAUGAAGGCCACUGAUUUAGUAAGGAACUCCACACCUGGUUGUAUAAGUCUUAAUUCAAAGGAAAAGCCAGCAGGCGCUAGGCCCUCCAUGGAAUGGGUUUGACAGCGCUGUGUUAAUCUACAGUAAUUUGGUCAACUGUCAGGUACAACUACUCUCUCAAGAUGUAUUUUAAUUUGUUUGUUUUUCUCUCUUCUGUUGUCGUUUGCAAUGACUGUCUUUUUCUGUCUGUGUUUACCUUUUUUUUAAAGUUUAUUUUGUAAGGGGUGUGAGUGAAUGAAUGACUGUUCAGCAGAAGGAACCAUUGUUGUACAUGAGUCUAAUAAAUGCAAACGUUCUAAUGUC
Oncorhynchus keta (chum salmon) is the source of this 6391-nucleotide messenger RNA. RefSeq names its product serine/threonine-protein kinase 10-like. The transcript is spliced from 19 exons. Gene Ontology annotation, biological process: protein phosphorylation. Lineage: Eukaryota; Metazoa; Chordata; Actinopteri; Salmoniformes; Salmonidae. The record is from RefSeq and is a predicted model, not a curated record. Gene Ontology annotation, molecular function: protein binding; protein serine/threonine kinase activity; ATP binding. The coding region runs from base 274 to 3315 and encodes 1013 amino acids.